Messenger RNA from Porites lobata, 3008 nucleotides. The record is from the annotation of a GenBank genome assembly. Lineage: Eukaryota; Metazoa; Cnidaria; Anthozoa; Scleractinia; Poritidae.
AUGCCUUCAGCGACGUCCAUUUUGUUCGCAGUCAUCUACGCACUGGAGGCAAUCAUGAUCAUUAUUGGAAACACGUUUACUAUUUUCGUAUUCUGGAAUCAAAGAUCCGGCAUAAAACGAACUUAUUUUCUUUUGAUUAAUCUCGCAAUUGCAGAUUUACUUGUAGGGAUUACAGAACUAACAGUCUUCGCAGCUUUCAAAUUUGAGGUCAUGCUAGAAAGUGACACACCAUUAAUGAAUCCUUCGGUUGCUUUCCAAGUUUUGUUUCCGAGUACGUCCGUCUAUUUUCUCGCGCUUGUCUCCUUGGAACGUGCUUUCUCUGUGUUAUGGCCAAUCCGCCAUCGUUCCACAAACAGUCGAGUUUACAUCUUUAGCAUCGUUUUCGGGUGGGCAGUUGGACUUUGUUUCUUUGCUUUAACCCUCAUCGCCAUUCUUUACCCAGAAGUGAAACAGGAAUAUGUUUUUAUCACAAGUAACACAGGUCUUCUUAUUUCCCAACUGAUAAUGUGUAUAAGUUACCUUAAAAUACGGAAUCGGUAGUAGUAUAGGGCGCACCGGUUACUCCUCUUUUUUGCGGAGGAUUCUCAUUAGAGUGCGGAGGAAUACAUUAACGCCAAUGACGUCAUAACCUUUUGUCUUGAUCUCAUGAAUAAAAUGCGCAGGAAUCUUAUUAACUUGCGGUGGUAUCUCAUAAAGAUAAGGUCAUGUGUUAUUUUUAGUUGGUUUAGGAUUUUUAGUUACUUUAAGGUCGAUAGACGUCUUCGUUUUCGAUUGGUUAGUUAGAAAAUAAGAAACGUUUUUAUUGGUUAAUUCAUACUGUCUGAGGAGUAAAGUCAAACUUGUCUGUGACUUAAAAUCACUGAGACGUAAUGUAAUUAUGCACUUCCUAUUUCCUGCUGCUGUGAUUGUCCUUGUUCCGGUUCACUGAUUUUUGGCGGGCAAAUCGUGUAUAUUAAAGAGGGCAAAGGCAAACUAGCUCUUUUUUGCACUGCAAGCAAUGUUUUACUUACCCCUCUCCUUUUUAUUUUUUAUUUCCCUCCACCACCACCACCACCACCACCACCACUGCCACAUUUCUAUUGUUUUCCCUCCACCACCACCACCACCACCGCCACCACAUUUCUAUUGUUUUCCCUCCACCACCACCACCGCCACCGCCAUCACAUCUCUACACAUCUCUAUUGUUUUCCCUCCACCACCACCACCACCACCGCCACAAUUCUAUUGUUUCCCUCCACCACCACCACCACCACCGCCACCAUUCUAUUGUUUUCCCUCCACCACCACCACCACCACCGCCACCACAUCUCUAUUGUUUUCCCUCCACCACCACCACCACCAUCACCACAUUUCUAUUGUUUUCCCUCCACCACCACCACCACUACCGCCACCACAUCUCUAUUGUUUUCCCUCCACCACCACCACCACCAUCACAUUUCUAUUGUUUUCCCUCCUCCUCCUCAUUUUUGUUUUGGUACAGUAGGGGUACAGGAGGGGUACAGGAGGGGUACAGGAAGCGUACAGGAGGGGUACAGGAGGGGUACAGGAGGGGUACAGGAAGGGUACAGGAGGGGUACAGGAGGGGUACAGGAGGGGUACAGUAGGGGUACAGGAGGGGUACAGGAGGGGUACAGUAGGGGUACAGGAAGGGUACAGUAGAGGUACAGGAGGGGUACAGGUGGGGUACAGUAGGGGUACAGGAAGGGUACAGUAGGGGUACAGGAGGGGUACAGGAGGGAUACAGUAGGGGUACAGUAGGGGUACAGGAGGGGUACAGGAGGGGUACAGUAGGGGUACAGGAAGGGUACAGUAGGGGUACAGGAGGGGUACAGGAGGGGUACAGGAGGGGUACAGGAGGGGUACAGGAAGGGUACAGUAGGGGUACAGGAGGGGUACAGGAGGGGUAAAGUAGGAGUAAAGGAGGAGGAGGAGGAGGAGGAAGAGGAAAGAAAACAACAGAAAUGUGGUGGUGGUGGUGGUGGUGGAGGGAAAACAAUAGAGAUGUGGUGGCGGUGGUGGUGGUGGUGGUGGUGGUGGAGGGAAAACAAUAGAAAUGUGGUGGUGGUGGUGGUGGUGGUGGAGGGAAAACAAUAAAGAUGUGGUGGCGGUGGUGGUGGUUGUGGUGGUGGUGGUGGAGGGAAAACGAUAGAGAUGUGGUGGUGGUGGUGGUGGUGGUGGACGGAAAACAAUAGAAUUGUGGCGGUGGCGGUGGUGGUGGUGGAGGGAAAACAAUAGAAAUGUGGUGGCGGUGGUGGUCUAGGGAAAACAAUAGAAAUGUGGCGGUGGUGGUGGUGGUGCUGGUGGUGGAGGGAAAUAAAAAAUAAAAAGGAGAGGGGUAAGUAAAGCAUUGCUUGCAGUGCAAAAAAGAGCUAGUUUUCCUUUGCCCUCUUUAAUAUACACGAUUUGCCCGCCAAAAAUCAGUGAACCGGAACAAGGACAAUCACAGCAGCAGGAAAUAGGAAGUGCAUAAUUACGUUACGUCUCAGUGAUUUUAAGUCACAGACAAGUUUGACUUUACUCCUCAGACAGUAUGAAUUAACCAAUAAAAACGUUUCUUAUUUUCUAACUAACCAAUCGAAAACGAAGAUGUUUAUCGGCCUUAAAGUAACUAAAAAUCCUAAACCAACUAAAAAUACCACGACCUUAUCUUUAGGAGAUACCACUGCAAGUUAAUGAGAUUCCUGCGCAUUUUAUUCAUGAGAUCAAGACAAAAGGUUAUGACGUCAUUGGCGUUAAUGUAUUCCUUCGCACUCUAAUGAGAAUCCUCCGCAAAAAAGAGGAGUAACCAGUGCGCCCUAUACUACUAUCGGUUGCGCGCAUCAUCACCAGGGCUUGAUAUUCAUGGCCAUCAUCAAUUACAGGUACACAAUCUACGGCUUUCCAAAACGCUUUUUAUCACAAUCGCUUCGUCGCUGGUGUUUUGGAUACCUGGUUUUGUAGUUUACUCAACCAGAGAAUUUUGUCCUCAAUGCUUUCCUACACUAUGUAUCUGGCAAAUUCUAUGGUGA